Messenger RNA from Cuculus canorus (common cuckoo), 5145 nucleotides. It is a transcript of the gene ACSS3, whose product is annotated as acyl-CoA synthetase short chain family member 3. The record is from RefSeq and is a predicted model, not a curated record. Bases 658 to 2250 code for a protein of 530 amino acids. Lineage: Eukaryota; Metazoa; Chordata; Aves; Cuculiformes; Cuculidae. The transcript has 18 exons.
AUUUAGAGUACUCUGUGGGCUGCUCUACUCUCAACUGGAUUCCACUAAAGGUGUCUACCUCUGCUCUAUCAUUUUGAAACUGAGUUCAUCAGGUUACUUUUGCACAGGAUUUACAGCAAGCGGCUCUCUUAUCUUACUUUGAAAGCCUAUCUUAAUCCUCUGGAAAAAAAACAUUUAAGAAACAAAGGCACUUGCCUCGAUCAUGCUGUCAAAAGUACGAGAUUUAUACGUGCUGGGAGUCUCUUGAAGCCUCUGGAUGCAAGUUAGGAAGAACGCAAUUCAGGAUUGUGCAUUGGGAGCUGUUGGAUAUUUCUGACUGACAGAGCCAAAGAGGCAAACCAAAUCAGAACGGCUGAGGAACAGGCACAAUGGAGCUUGAUGAGAAUCUUGCCAUGAGUAUACUCUGCAAGCUGGAAAAAAGGAAGAGGAGCCAGGUGUGUUGCCUCUGAUUGCUUCUUGUUCAAGUCUACACAAGAUUCACCAAGUUUCUGGUUUGUAGGUGGAGAACUGAAUAUCUGUUACAAUGCUGUAGAUCGUCAUGUUGAGAAUGGACGAGGAGACCAAAUUGCCAUUAUUUAUGACAGUCCUGUAACAAAUACCAAAGAGAAAAUAACAUAUAAGGAACUUCUUGAGCAGGUCUCCAAGUUAGCUGAUGUCAUGGUCAGACAUGGUGUGAAGAAAGGAGAUCGUGUGGUCAUCUACAUGCCCAUGAUUCCACAGACAAUAUACUGUAUGCUGGCUUGUGCAAGGAUAGGAGCCAUCCAUAGCCUGAUUUUUGGUGGAUUUGCAUCUAAGGAGCUUUCUGUUCGCAUUGAUCAUGCAAAGCCCAGACUUAUUGUAACAGCAAGCUUUGGAGUAGAACCAAAAAGGAAAGUGGAAUACAUAUCCCUUCUAGAAGGAGCACUGGCAAGGGUACAGAACAAACCUGAUAAAGUUCUCAUUUACAAGCGACCUAAUUUGGGCGAUGUUCCCCUUACCCCAGGUCGUGAUCUUGACUGGGAAGAAGAGCUUGCAAAAGCACAUCUUCAUAAAUGUGUCUCCGUUCCCUCCGAUCAUCCACUUUAUAUUCUGUAUACAUCUGGAACAACAGGCUUGCCCAAGGGUGUUGUCAGACCAACGGGUGGCUAUGCAGUUAUGCUGAACUGGACCAUGUCAGCUGUAUAUGGACUCAAACCUGGUGAGGUGUGGUGGGCAGCUUCUGAUUUAGGUUGGGUUGUUGGUCAUUCCUACAUUUGCUAUGGACCUCUCCUUCAUGGGAAUACUACAGUUUUGUAUGAGGGGAAGCCUGUGGGAACGCCAGAUGCUGGUGCCUAUUUCCGUGUGCUAGCAGAGCAUGAAGUAGCUGCCUUCUUUACCUCACCAACUGCAAUUAGAGCAAUCCGUCAACAGGACCCUGAGGCAGCCUUGGGAAAGCAGUACACUCUGAAAAGGUUCAGAACGUUAUUUGUAGCUGGUGAGCACUGUGAUGUGGACACAUUAGAAUGGUCAAAAAAGGUCUUCAAGGUACCUGUCUUGGACCACUGGUGGCAAACUGAAUCUGGUUCUGCCAUUACUGCUUCCUGCAUUGGUUUGGGAAACUCUACAACACCUCCACCCGGACAGGCAGGAAAACCAGUGCCAGGAUACAAUGUGAUGAUUCUGGAUGAAAAUAAGGAACCGGUGAAGGUGAAGACUUUGGGAAAUAUUGUGGUAAAGUUACCUUUGCCUCCUGGAGCAUUCUCAAGUCUUUGGGAAAAUCAGGAAACAUUCCAGAAGUUGUAUUUCCAAAAGUUUCCAGGGUAUUACGAUACUAUGGAUGCAGGUUAUAUGGAUGAGGAUGGCUAUUUAUAUGUCCUGUCUCGAGCUGAUGAUGUGAUCAAUGUUGCUGGACACAGAAUUUCAGCAGGCGCAAUUGAAGAGUGUAUUCUCUUCCAUCACGCUGUGGCAGACUGUGCUGUUGUGGGCCGGGAGGAUCCUUUGAAAGGACACGUUCCAUUUGCACUGUGUGUGCUGAGAGAAGGUGUAAAGACAGAAAAGGAGAAGAUUUUGGAAGAGAUUGUUGAUCGAGUUAGAAAUAACAUUGGUCCAGUAGCGGCUUUCCAGAAGGGGGUGUUUGUGAAGCAGCUACCAAAAACACGCUCUGGCAAGAUACCGCGUUCAGCUCUUUCUGCACUUGUCAGUGGAAAGCCAUAUAAGAUAACGCCAACCAUUGAAGAUGCUAGUGUGUUUAAACACAUUGAAGAAGUGCUAAAGAAAAACAAAAUUGGAUGAUAGGUUAAUAACAAACUUGUCAGUUCCUGAAGUACGCAAAGACACUUUCUAUUAGGGAAUACCACGUUUUAAAAACCAUUAACAAUUUUAGAAUUUUUUUUUACUUCAGACAUGUUAGUAUUUUCUUUAUCAUAUUGUCACAGCCAGUGAAGCAUCCUAAAGUCUCUGGAUGUUGUCAUUAUAUGGUGGAUAUUAAGACUGUUAAGAAUUGCCAAUAGAAUUCAUAGAUUUAUAUAGCCUUAAAGUGGAGGAGUGACUGGAUUAUCUCAUAUAAUGUCAUGUAACCUUAUAUUUCCAUCCAUUAUUGUAUAGUAUAAGCAGUAACUUAUACUAUAAGUUGGGUUUGGUUAAAACAGCUUAUGAACUAAACAGUCAUGAACUGAGGACAGAGAUAAAUAAGAAUUCUAAUUGGAAAGCUAUUACAGACAUAAAUUGUCUCACUUGUAUGUUAAAAGCCUUUGUCUUGUACAUUUUUAUAAAUUUUAAAAUUUUUAAAUUAGUUUUCUUGAGCCAUGAUUUGUUUUUAUUUUUUUUUUCCUAUAUCUUUGUGCUGUAUAUUAGAUUCCUCUAUUUUUUCACUCAAUAACUUUCUGAAAUGCCUCUUUUUUUUUUGUGGUAUGAUGACUUCUGGCUUUCUAAUCUGUGAAAAUCUUGGGGUUUUUUCUAUAGUAAUAUUAAAUAUAAAAAAACCCCACAUGUAUUUUAAAUAAAAGCAGGCAUUUAGCCUUUGCAUUUUCUGCUAAGUUUGUUGUGGUGGUUUGUAUCACUUAUGAUAAGUAUAACUGGAAUACGCUUUUGUUGACAUAAUUAGACGUUUCAGGCUUACUGACAUAAAUAGAACAACGAAUUUAAGCAAAUACAGAUAGUAGAUGCCCAUUCUUGACUUUAUAGGCUGUUUCAAAAUAUUUGAAAUAUUUGCAGGGUUCUUGGCAAACCAGGUGAUGGAGGACAGGCUCUCUUAAGUGCAUUUCUUCUCAAGCUGCAGGGUCUUAACAGUAAGUGUAAAAUUCCUCCUCUAUAUGUAUUCAGAAGAAGGUUUGAAAGCAGAGAAAUUGCUCAAAUUCACCAGUGCUUUGCAGAGGAAGAAACAGUAAGCAACCACAAAUUCAGAUGAGAGAGAUUCUAUACUCAGGCUAUGCUAAGUCUAGAUGUAUUUUGCUGUGGCAUUGUGUCCUCCAAGAGUCCAGAAAUCCUGUUAUCCCCUAUUGGAUGGAAGUGUAGAAGUGAGUAUGCUAGUACUGCUGAGUGGUAAGAGAAACCAAAAAGAUUGAUGUAGGCCCUAAAAGAAGACAAUAGAUAAGUGCUACUCAACAUGAGCCGGAUCCCAAUGUUGCCUUGUGCUUGUGAUCUUUUUUGUAGAGUUGAUGAGCCUCACCAGUGCCAUAGGAAAUAAAUUAUAAGGCCAUGUAUUUUUUCACUAGAAACUGCAAGCAGCUGAGCCAACUGUGUUGAAGCAGGUCAUACAGUCAUGUAAUAGAACAGCCUAAUUUCAGUCUGUGCUGUAUUUGUUUUGUGUCAAAUAACUGCAUAAUAAGAUAUCCACCCUGCUAAGCUGUUUCAUUUAGUUGAAAAUCACAAUCUGAACAGGGAAUAAAAGCAUUUAAAGCCUGAGUGAAGUCUGAUGAUGCUUUAUGGUAGACAUGCUAACUAUACAGGUUAAUGAUUUAUAUGUGGGAGUAAUUUUUCUCCUCAGAGAUGUCCUGGUAACUUUCUUGAAAUCCUUGUUAUAUGUGUUGCAGUUAGUUGAAGAUAUUAUGUUCUUCUGGGUGGAUUAAUCAAGUACUGAGGCUUUGAUAGGAGGCUCAUGCCAAAUAAUGGAGUGCCUUGCAGAGACUGCGGAGUGUUUUUCAAUUUUGUGAUGCUGCAACUUAGCAACCUGUGCUGAGCAGCUACGGGGCAAGAGAGAGACCAUGGGAAUGGUCACUGAUGUGUUUUUUUAGAUCAGUGAGAAACUACAGGGGUCUUGUCACAAAGAAACUGUGGCAUAUUCGUCAGGUGCAUGACCAUUACUUUUUUGUACAACAAAAGCUGAGAUGAUCUGUAUGUUUAGGGUAGUUACCCUGGCUGAAGCUGUCAUGUUGUAGUUGUAGAAACAGGAGGGGAACCAAUUAGUUGACACAAGCUGUCUUGUAAAGAAUAGAAUGUCAGAGAGGAGAAUUUCCUAGAUCUUGUAUAGUUUUCGUAGUGACAUCUAAUGUUCCUACACCUCUUUCGCCAUUUGUAAGGAAACCUGUUUUCUAGUUUGGGUUCUGUCUUUAAGGAAGAGAGAAUUAAUAUAUAUUUUUUAAAAAAACACAUUAUAAAUGGACAUUUAGGGACUUACCUUUUUGAGGGACUAUUUGCUCAUAUCAAUCUUGAUAAGAAACAAUUAUCUAUCAUCUGAAUUGUUUCUGUAAAGCUUGAACAGUGAGCAUGCUUAAGUGUGUCCAUGGCCAAAAAUGUUUUUCAGUGCUUUCAGAGGAAGCCUGAUGUGACUUUUUAUUUUUUUUUCCCCUCCCAGUUUUGAUGGGAUUCCUUCAAAAUUGAGUCUGGGAUAAAAGAAAGGGGCAGAGUGGUCGGAUUUACUCAACCUGCUACCACCCUGGUAAUGUAGAGAAUUGCAGAAAUGCCAGAUGUCUCAUUCAUAAGCAUUCAAACAACUCAAACAAAGAAAGCCACCUUAUUGGCAGCAGUUCAGUGUGGAAAAAAACCCACGUUUUCUUUCAUGGUCAUUGCUUUUGUUUUCCAGAGGAGCUUUUUGCUGAGGAUGUAUGAUUGCGGAAUGCUUUGUCUACAGCUUUAGCUUUGUGCUGAGCUGGGGAAAGGGAGAAGGGAUAGUCGUUCUUGUGCAGUGCUCUGGUGCUGCCCAGCAGCCUGUUUAUGCCAUCAAGGAAGAACAAGCCCAUUUAGCAAAUG